AAAAUGCAAAUUUAUUUAUUUAUAAUUUUUUCGUUUUUAUUCCAAUUUGGAAUUUGUCAAUUUGAUAGAGUUGAUCUUUCUGAUAAUAAAGGUAGAUUUAUUCGUCCUUGUUAUUUCACAAAUUGGGCAAUAUAUAGAAGUGGUCGUGCAAAAUUCGCUCCAGAGGAUUAUGCGCCGGGGCUUUGCACACAUAUAUUUUAUGCUUUUGCUUAUUUUAAUGAGAGCUUUGAAGCAUACGCGAUUGAUCCUAACGAUUUACCUAAUGACUCAGAUCCUCUAGGACAAUAUGCUCGUGUUGUUGCGCUAAAGGUAGAAAUGUAG
This is a messenger RNA of Meloidogyne enterolobii, 321 nucleotides long. The record is from the annotation of a GenBank genome assembly. NCBI's taxonomy places the organism in Eukaryota, Metazoa, Nematoda, Chromadorea, Rhabditida, Meloidogynidae.